Molecule: messenger RNA, 1242 nt
Organism: Chlorella variabilis
Lineage: Eukaryota; Viridiplantae; Chlorophyta; Trebouxiophyceae; Chlorellales; Chlorellaceae
Exons: 16
Coding region: 1-1242 (413 amino acids)
Molecular function (GO): acid phosphatase activity; metal ion binding; protein binding
Source: RefSeq, a predicted model, not a curated record
AUGAGCGCAGCACCCCUGCGGCGGCGGCAGCGGCAGCAAGCCGUGGACCCAAACGCCGUGCCGCCGCCGCCGCAGGCAGCACCCCUGCGACGGCGGCGGCAGCAAGCCGUGGACCGAAACUCCGUGCCGCCGAGUCCCGUGGCUGUGGCCGCCCGCACCGUGACUGGCUUCCAGCCUGAGGGCGUGCACCUCACGCAGUGGACCGCCAGCAGCAUCCUGGUGUCCUGGCAGACGGGCGUGGCCGCCUACGUCAAACUGGGCACCGCCCCGGGCCGCUACCACAAGACGGCCAAGGGCAAGCACAGCCUGGUCUAUCGCUACGUCUACGGGCCAGAUGCUGGCAACACCACCUACCAGUCACCCAUCCUGCACCACGUGCUGCUGCGGGGCCUGAAGCCCGGCAAGACGUACUUCUACGUUGUGGGCAACGAAGACCAGGGCUGGAGCCAGGAGUUCAACUUCACCACGCUUCGCCAGGAGUUCCCGAUCCGGCUGGGGCUGGUGGGAGACCUGGGCCAGACCUCCAACACCAGCACCACGCUGCAGCAGCUGGUGGGCAGCAAGCCAGACAUGGUGGUGCUCACAGGGGACUUCUCGUAUGCCGACGACCACCUCAGCGGAGAUUCCUCAGGCGAAUUCUCCGGCGGGACUGACAACGCACCCACAAGCGACCAGCCGCGCUGGGACUCCUGGGCCCGCCUGGCGGAGCCAGUGCUGUCCAAGCUGCCCCUGAUUUCGUGCAGAGGCAACCACGAGCGGGAGCCGCUACUCCUGGAUCGAGGCAACACAUUCGUGGCACCCAACGCGCGCUUCCCAUACCCUCAGGCGCGGCGUGUGGAGUGCGUGGACCCCUCGGAAAUCGACACCUCUUCAAACGUGGGUGCCGAGUACCUCAACCUCACCAACCCGCGCGAGUUUCUGAACGAGUCGCGCUUCCAGCCCUCCUCUGCCUACUACUCUCUGGAUCUGCCAGGAAUCGCCCACAUCAUCCCCUGGGGCAACCAUUCGGCGCAGGUCAGGUGGCUGCGGAAGGACCUGGCCAAGGUUGACCGCGGCCGUACGCCCUGGCUGAUCGUCAUAUUCCAUGUGCCGCCCUAUCAUACCUACAACACGCAUUACAAGGCAAGGCCCGUUGAGAGCGACACCUUCAUGACCGUGGUGGAGGACAUCUUCUACGAGCACCAAGUGGACCUGGUGUUCAACGGCCACGUGCAUGCAUACGAGCGCACGUACCCUGUGUGA